Molecule: messenger RNA, 5014 nt
Organism: Octodon degus (degu)
Lineage: Eukaryota; Metazoa; Chordata; Mammalia; Rodentia; Octodontidae
Gene: Ppp2r3a
Product: protein phosphatase 2 regulatory subunit B''alpha
Exons: 13
Coding region: 422-3853 (1143 amino acids)
Biological process (GO): protein dephosphorylation
Cellular component (GO): protein phosphatase type 2A complex
Molecular function (GO): calcium ion binding; protein phosphatase regulator activity
Source: RefSeq, a predicted model, not a curated record
GUCAUUUACAGAAAAAUGGAUCAUUUAAGCCUUUGGAGGACUCAGUUAUCACAAUACAUCUAUGCUACCAACUGAAAUUUAUGACAGUAAACUUAUGACAAAUUUCUGCAUUGUAGAACUAUUGAAGAACUAAAAGGAUAUUGCUUCAUAAAAAUAAUCCAAUUGUAUCAUAUUACUAAAUUAAAAAGAACAAUUAUUAAAUUAUUAAGACUUGAUAAUACAAGCACACAUGUGCAGCAGCUACUGUAAACUGAUAGUUAAUCAGACCUCAAAUUUAAAUGAUUUUCCAUUGUUGGAAGUCAUAUUUGUACCCACAAAACUGGGUACUUUCAUUAAAUAUAUUUUUAGCUGUCAUUUAGGUUGACCUUUCUCAAGACAAGUUCUAGAAAGUUUCAAGUUCCACUACAGUAGAUUUGAUGAUAUGGCAGCAACUUACAGACUUGUGGUUAGUACUGUGAACCACUACAGCAGUGUGGUGAUAGAUCGACGUUUUGAGCAAGCUAUACAUUAUUGCACUGGAACCUGCCAUACCUUCACACAUGGAGUUGACUGCAUUGUGGUACAUCACAGUGUUUGUGCAGACCUCUUGCACAUUCCUGUGCCUCAGUUCAAAGAUGCAGAUCUGAAUGCCGUGUUUCUACCCCAUGAAAAUGGACUUUCCUCAGCAGAUGGUGACUAUCCCCAUCAGGUCCUCACAGGCAUACCCAGAGUCAAGAGAACAUCUACAUUUCAGAAUAUUAAUUUAAAGGACAUUGCAGGAGAAGCAAUCAGUUUGGCCAGUGGGAAAAUAAAGGAAUUUUCAUUUGAAAAACUAAAAAACACUAACCAUGUAGCUUACAAAAAGGGAAGGAAAGUUAAGUCUGACUCAUUUAAUAGGAGGUCAGUUGACUUGGACUUGCUCUGUGGCCAUUAUAACAAUGAUGAGACCUCUCCAUCAUUUGGUUUACUCAGGAGCUCUUCAGUUGAGGAAAAAUCUUUGUCUCAUAGAAACUCACUUGAGACAAACUUAACUUCAAUGCUUCUUCAAAACUUCUCUGAAGAAGACCUGGUUACUCAGAUUUUGGAAAAACAUAAAAUAGAUAACUUCUCUUCUGGCACAGAUAUAAAAAUGUGUUUAGAUAUCUUACUGAAAUGCUCUGAGGAUUUGAAAAAAUGCACAGAUAUCAUCAAACAAUGCAUAAAGAAAAAAUCAGGAGGUAGCAUCAGUGAAGGAAGUGGUAAUGAUACAUUUUCUAGUUCUGAAACUGUCUAUAUGAAUGUCAUGACCAGGUUAGCCUCAUAUCUGAAAAAGUUACCAUUUGAAUUCAUGCAGUCUGGAAACAGUGAAUCCAUGGAUUUAACAGAGCUAGUCAGUAAUAUGCCUAGCUUACGGCUGACUCCCUUCUCACCAAUAUAUGGCAGUGAACAGCCCCCUAAAUAUGAAGAUGUUGUCCAGCUAUCAGCUCCUGACUCUGGACAGUUUCAGACUAUUGAAUUCCAAGAUGACAAGCAUAACUCUAGGAAAAUGAACCUUGUAAAAGCCAACCCAAACAACUCUACAAAUUCCUUAUAUAGCUUGGAGUUGAAUAAUCCCAGAACUUUAAAAGCUAUUCAGCUUCAAUCACCAUCAUUAAUCAUAAAUCCUAUGGAGAAUGUUUCUUCUGGAGACUUAAUGGAAACUCUUUAUAUUGAAGAAGAGUCAGAUGGAAAGAAGACAUUAUUUCAUAAAGGACAAACAGAAAAUGGACCAAGUCAUGAGUUGUUAAAGGUAAAUGAACAUAAAGAAUUUUCAGACCAUUGUACUCAUCAUAAAAAUUCUUCUGCCUCAAUACAAAAUGAAAUUGGUAGGAUAUUUGAGAAACCAGUUGCCCAUCUACCUGAAGAAGACCCUAAAUCUAAAGUUCAUAAAGUAGGAAUAGGAGACCAGACAGAUUUUAUUAAUUCCAACAGUCAGGAAGAGAUAGAUAAAUUGUUAAUGGAUUUGGAAUCAUUUUCACAAAAGAUGGAGACCUCUCUAAGAGAGCCACUUGCCAGUGGUAAAAACUCCAGUUCUCUAAAUAGCCACAAUAAUUUGACUGAUCAGCUCCCUGAGCCUAAAUCUAAAGAUUCUUCAUCUGUGGAAAAAGUCUCACCUUCCUGUUUAUCAAGAAUCAUUGAAACCAAUGGACACAAAAUGGAGGAAGAGGAUAGAGCCCUUUUACUGCGAAUUCUGGAGAGUAUUGAAGACUUUGCACAAGAACUAGUUGACUGCAAAUCAGGCAGAGGUAGCCUAUCCCAGGAAAAAGAAAUGAUGCAAAUUCUACAGGAAACUUUGACAACUUCCUCUAAGGCAAAUUUAUCAGUCUGUAAGGGUCCUGUUGGUGAUAAACCCAAAGACACUACCUCAAUGGUUUUGAUUCAGCAGACCCCAGAAGUGAUCAAGAUUCAAAAUAAACCAGAAAAGAAACCUGGAACACCACUUCAAUCUCCAGCCACCUUUUCAAGUAGUCCCCAACCUCAGUCUCCUAUUCCUGCUGUAAAUAAUGUGCCAUUGUCCAUAAACAUUCCACGGUUCUACUUUCCUGAAGGACUCCCAGAUACCUGCAGUAACCAUGAACAGACUCUAAGCAGAAUUGAAACUGCUUUCAUGGAUAUUGAAGAUCAGAAAGCAGAUAUUUAUGAAAUGGGGAAGAUUGCAAAGAUCUGUGGCUGUCCUCUCUAUUGGAAAGCCCCCAUGUUUAGGGCUGCAGGAGGAGAAAAGACAGGAUUUGUGUCAGCACAAUCAUUCAUUGCCAUGUGGAGAAGGUUGCUACAUAACCAUCAUGAUGAUGCUUCUAAGUUCAUCUGUCUUCUGGCAAAACCUGGCUGCAGCGCUCUAGAACAAGAAGAUUUUGUCCCUUUGCUUCAGGAUGUGGUGGAUACACACCCCGGGCUUACGUUCCUGAAAGAUGCUCCAGAAUUCCACUCCCGCUAUAUCACCACGGUUAUCCAGAGAAUAUUCUACACAGUCAACAGAUCUUGGAGUGGAAAAAUUACUUCAACAGAGAUAAGAAAAAGCAACUUUUUGCAAACUCUAGCCCUUCUGGAAGAAGAGGAAGAUAUAAAUCAAAUCACAGAUUACUUCUCUUAUGAACAUUUCUAUGUUAUUUACUGUAAGUUUUGGGAGCUAGACAGUGACCAUGACCUGUACAUCAGCCAAGGUGAUCUCUCUCGGUAUAAUGACCAGGCUUCAUCAAAUAGAAUAAUUGAAAGGAUAUUCUCUGGGGCAGUAACAAGAGGAAAAACAGUGCAGAAAGAGGGAAGAAUGAGCUAUGCAGAUUUUGUUUGGUUUUUAAUAUCUGAGGAAGACAAAAGGAACCCCACCAGCAUUGAGUACUGGUUCCGCUGCAUGGAUGUGGAUGGAGAUGGAGUACUCUCCAUGUAUGAGCUGGAGUACUUCUAUGAGGAGCAGUGUGAACGGAUGGAAGCUAUGGGCAUUGAGCCUUUGCCGUUUCAUGAUCUGCUGUGCCAGAUGCUUGACUUGGUGAAGCCAGCCUGUGAUGGCAAAAUAACUCUGCGAGAUCUGAAGAGGUGCCGAAUGGCUCACAUCUUCUAUGACACUUUCUUUAAUCUGGAAAAAUACUUGGACCAUGAACAGAGAGAUCCCUUUGCAGUCCAGAAGGACGUUGAGAACGAUGGGCCGGAGCCCUCAGACUGGGACAGGUUUGCUGCUGAGGAGUACGAGACUCUUGUCGCAGAGGAAUCUGCCCAAGCACAGUUCCAGGAAGGCUCCUUUGAGGAUUAUGAAAUAGAUGAACCCAACUCUCCCUCUGAACUUGGAAACAAAAGCAAUAAAAUAGUAACCUCAAGCAUUUCAGAGCAAUGUGGAAAGCUUCAAUCAGUGGAUGAAGAAUAGUUGCCAAGGUCAACAUGGAAGACAUAUAUUUUAAUACCUUUCUUAUGAAGAGAUGCCCUAGUUUGGAUACUACUUUUUAAAGGUGUUGAUCUCUCCAAGUAUGUAUCUGUACUAGGAACUUUUAAAUAUUUUUAAGCAAUGGGUCUAAAUACACACUUAAGACUCCAGUUUGCCUCAAAUUCUUGCAGAGCGUUUCCUUCAAGCAUCUAUGACAACAUACCAUCACUUUACAAAGUCUGCACAUGAGCACUAUACCCCUGAAUGUACCUUGGGUCCCUUGGGAACAGUGUCAAGCAGUUCAUCCUCUGCACAGAAGCAGAAGUUGCCUCAGUAUUGGCCAAAAUCCCUGAGGCUCUCAGGGCUCCUAUGGAGCCUGGAAGAAAUGUUCACUUGCAGAAAACUUGAGUCUCAAAAUUCUGGAACCUGAAAACAUAGUCAAGGUCUCCAAAACUGACUUAGUCCUAGUCAUAAAAGCACUGCCAAACAUCUCAGAGACUUCCUUUAAUUAUGUGUACUACAGUUCAAAGAUAGUGAACUUACCUGGUUUAAUGUAAUUUCACAAUGAUCUGCCAAACUGCUAGUCACUUUACAUCCUCAGGUAUUAUUCCCACUGGGCCUUCCAAUUUCACUGGCAAGCUAUAGCAACCUCCCCAUUCUUACUGUGGGUCUUACAUAAAAUCACAAAAACUUAAAUGAAGACAAGUACAAAAAUCUGACUCAUACUUGAAAAAAAUCUUUUAACACUCAAAACUAAUCAUGUAUUAACUUCUGUAUUAUCUGUCUCCCUAUCUUUAUAGCAGAAGGCCUAAAGACUUAAAAGGAAUAGUGACCUAAUAGUAAUUCUUCCUAGUCUUUUCUUCAUUGAAUGUAAACAAUAAAAACCUCCAUCUAAAUAUUCUAUAAUGUUGAAAGAAAAUUAUUAAGGCAGAUAUUUCAUCCACCUCAGUAUUUAUCACAGAAAUGGAAGAAAAUCGUGAUGGUACCCAUGAAAGCAAGUUCUUUCUUACUACAGAGGUAUUAUGAGUUCAUUUCAGAAUCCUGCAUCUUUUCAACAGUCCACAGUGUAUAGCUUGGGGCAGGGGAUGGAAUGAGAGAAACUACUUAAAAGGAUGGAUACUUCUUGAUAUAAGUUUAAAAAAAAAUUCCUCCAAAGCAGUUUAA